Molecule: messenger RNA, 4386 nt
Organism: Hydractinia symbiolongicarpus
Lineage: Eukaryota; Metazoa; Cnidaria; Hydrozoa; Anthoathecata; Hydractiniidae
Product: centrosomal protein of 152 kDa-like
Exons: 14
Coding region: 140-4237 (1365 amino acids)
Biological process (GO): centriole replication
Cellular component (GO): centrosome
Source: RefSeq, a predicted model, not a curated record
AAAACAUAAAAUUAUAUAUGUAUAAUAAAUGAAGUAUAUAUAACUUAUAAAAUGUGCAUUAAAGAUACGACACAUUGGGUAUGGAAGUGAUGACACAAUGUGAAAAGCAAGUAAAUAAGUUAAAGAUCUUUCUCAAAAUAUGAGUGUUAUGCUGAGUCGCAUAGACUUUGAUCCUCAGAAACUUGCUGACGAAGAAGAAGCAGAGCUUGACAGAGAGGAUGCACAACAACAACGUGAGCUCAAGGCCUUUCUUGACAAUGAGCUGGACGAUGAUUUUUUGGACGAUGCCUCGUUUACACUACAACAAAGUUAUGAUGUUCAAACCCAUGAAAACCAACCUGCAACAAACGGGGAGAGACCAUCUUAUAUACCACAAGAAACAAGUAAGCGUGUAUUGACACAGAAUGUUGACCACCCCGAUAUCGAAGGGAAUAGUUAUGACGAAUUGGCUGUUUAUUCAAAUAAUGGUUAUGCUAAUGGUGAAGUGUUUUCAAAUGAACCUACUAAUUAUCCAGGAUUAUCUAGGAACCACACAAAUAAUAGUGAUUACAAUAAUGAAACAAACUUCCCUUUCCAAACUCAAACUCAUAGCUAUUAUGCCAGUGAAAGCCACCCUUCUGCAGACGAUCCAGCAAAGAGAAAAAAGACGGAAAAUGCCCAACUCCAAAUUUUGUAUGCUGCUAGAGGGAGGAAGAUUGAGGAGUUGCAGAAAGAGAUGGAAGAAAAGGAAGAAGAGAUGGCGAAAAAUAACAGGAUCUUGCAACACAGACUAACCAUGAUGACAAGCGAAAAGGAUGGUCUACAAACAAGCAAUGAUCAACUUCAAAGUUUACUUUUGCAACACAAGAAAGACAUUACAUUGCUUCAAAAACAAAUUGAAGACGAGCAGAACCAGAAUCGGCAGCUAAGUAACAAACUGCAUGAAGUAAGUGAGAAGUUAUAUUUGUCUGAUGGGACUAUUGAUUCGUUGCAACAACAAAUUAAACAGUUGAAUCAAUCCGAAUCGAUAGCACGAGCUCGUGCUCAACAUGAAAGUAUGCUGGCCAACUUGAGACAGAAACAUGAAGAAGAGAUACUUCUACUGAAGGAGAAAUUGGACGAUCUGCAGCAGGCGUUGGCAUGGAAGACUGAAGACGUAAACAGGUACAGAGAGAUGUUAGAUUCCAAUUCAAUGGCUAACGAAGUUGGGAUGUUGCGACAUCGUCUUGAAACCGAAGAGCACACAAGUGGACAACUUCGUGAAGAUUUGAAACAUCAAAAGCAAAAGAACUGUGAGUUGGACGAACAGUUGAAGACGCUUAUGAUGCUUGUGAAACCAGAUGAUACUCAAUAUGCUUCUACUCCUAUAAAUGGUGGGAUAGAUAAAAAAGGAAGGGAGAAAUUAGAUUUUAAGACGCCUGUUUCCAGGUUUCACGCUGCGCAAAACAAUGUGGAAACUCCCUCAAGUGGAGAAGCUGCUAUCCGGAACGAACUUGUUAAAGCUUAUUCUUUUAAUCGUGAAAAAGAGAAGUUGAUAAGCGAGUUAAAAAAUGAAGUAGAUGCUUUGAAGCAGCACAAUUAUGGAGCUAACAACAUAAAUGUGAGUAAUGUCUCUAAGAUGGAGGAUAGUUGUGACAAUUGUCGAAGGCUACAGUCAGAAUUAGAUGAUAGGAUUGCAGAAAUACGAUGUUUAAAUGAAAAACACAACAAAAAUUUGAGAGAACUGCAAAACGAAAGUGCUGAAGUCAAAUCCAACAUGACAGAUCUCAUUAAAAACUUUGACAAGGAAAAAACAAUGUUGUCGGAGAAACAACAGUCUGCCAUGCUGCAUUUGUUAGAUGAUGCGAAAGAAAAAGUGAAAAUAGAGUUGACCGAGAGAUACGAAGCUGAGAAAAGCCAACUCAUGCAGCAGAUAGAAGAGCUCAAUGGUGAUUUAUUAUACACCAAGGGGGAGUAUGUAAAGUUGGGGGAUGAAAUUAAAAACAUGGAGGAUCUCCUUCGCAAGGAAAUCUCUGAGAAUAAACAAACGGAACUUUUGAAUAUGAAAGAAAAGUUAGAACAUGAGCACAUCGAACAGUUGCAGAAGAAAGAAAACCAGUUAGUGGAUAAAUAUUUGCAAGAUCUUGAAAACGAGAAGUUAAAAUGGCAGCGGGAGUGUAAAGAACUGCACUGUAGAGAUGUCGAGCAGCAAGUUACUCUUGCUAAAAUUGAUUGGUUGCACGAGAACGAGGCCAAGAAAACAGAGGAGAUAAAGGUUGCAGUAAAACUUGCUAAAGCAGAAUGGGUGAAAGAAAAUGCACAAUCUAGCAAUCUGCGACAAAUGAAAAUCGAAGAAGUGGAAACUGAAUGGUCGAAGAAGAUUCAGGUCUUGAAAUCGGAACAGGAGGAGAGCGAGAGAGAACUCCAAGAUAUGAAGCGAGCACUUCAGAAUGCUAACGCUGAAGUGGAUGAAAAGCAAAAGCAGUUGGAUAAGUGUAGGACUGAACUUGAGCAAAAAAUCAAAACAUUACAAACUCUGAAAAAAUCUUCAAGCAAAGAUGUCAACAGGAGCAUGUCGUCUGUCAUUUUUGAUGAUAUUAUGAAGAAAGACAGUAAUGGAAAUAUUUGCAACAAGUGCGAAUGUAAAUCCAGUGAAACAAAGUGGAGAGAAAAGGAGGCGACAUGGAAAUUAAGAGAAGAAGAAUUGUCUCGUUUAGUCGAAGAAGCUCGCGAAAAGUUAAGAUGUGCGCUUGGGAGUAGCGACGUUUUUGAAGAUGCUGUACAAAAAAGCAAUGAAAUUUUAUCACCCAUGGCGGAGAACAGGUUGAAUUAUUUACUCACCACGAAGGAGAAAUUGUGGAAGAUUAAGGAAACUGCUUUUAAGCGCGAAAUUGAAAGUCUUAAAGACGAAAGCGACAAGUUUGAAUCUCAGUGUAGAGGUCUUGAAAAGAGGAAUCAGGAACUGCAGAGAAACUUUGAUAAGUGUGAAGCAGAGCAAGUUGGCGCACAGAAUUUCUACCAACAACAAAUUUCUGAUUUAAAAGACGAAGUAUCGAAACUAAACGAAGCACUAAAUAAAGAACGAAACCAAGUGAGCGAUCAAAAUCUUAAGAUGCAAACAUUUGAGCAAGAAAAGGAACGGAAGAGGAUGGAAGAUAAUGAAAAGUUGGAGCAGUUGAUUUUGAGCGAAAAGAAAAAGUGGCAAGCCCAGUCAGUGAAAUUACAGGAAGAAGCAUUAAAAACCGAAUGUGAGAGAUUACGAAACAACUUGCUGGCAGAAAUUCACAACCAAAAUGACGGUGAACUCGCAAACCAAAUUGAUAUGUUGAAACAGCAACACGAGAUAGAGGUUAGACAGUUAAAGCAAAGUUUUCGCAGCAAGUUAGAACGAAUCAACGAAAUGAAAAAAAGAUUGCUGGAAGAAGAAAAAAUUAAAAGAGAAAAUAUUGAAAAGAAUUUAACAAAGAAACACGAGAACUAUUUAGUGGAACUUCAGCGUCAACACGAGGCUCUAAGCAAAGAACAGCAAGAGGUGUGGAAAACCAACAUGACGCAGGCGCAAGAAGAGAAUAUGGACACGAUUAGAAGUCUGCGAGAAGAACUGAAACAGCUGGAGAAUAACUUCGAGGAAAGAGAAAGAAAAUUUAAAGAAGAAAUGUUGAUUCGUACUCAGGAAGUUGACGGGUUGAAACUUAAUCACCAGAGAGAAUUGCAAGAAUUGAAGCGUGACUACGAAAAGAGAAAAGCAAGUGUGGGAAAGACAACAAGCGCUGCACAGUCUCCUUCACAGGACGUCGAAUCAAUUGAGAAGAUCCGCCAUUUUUACUUGUCAACAUUGAAACAGAUUAACAGUGAUGUGAUGUCACACGUGACUGCGUCAAGAGAAAGAGCUGCGAGAGAAAUACAAUGGGUCAUGCAAAUGGAAAGAAAAAAGAUUAUAUUGGAGCUAAAGGAGACGCAACUUGAACAUAGUCGAUCCAUAUCACCCAGAGAACCAAUUGCGGAUAGCCAUCUUGAUCGAUACGUCUCUCCGCAUUUACGGCACGUCACAGACAAACAAGAAAAUUUGUUUCACUUUCAUGAUACCACGGACCGAAAUGUCAGUACACGAUCACAGAGGGGUGAUAGGCGAACUAAAUAUUCACUGCAUCCGGAGAAGACUUCAGCGCACAAUUUAACUUCUUCAAGAAAUAACGCGCAAGAAGGAGUACCGAGAAGUGCCACUCCACAGCAGGUGCAAAAACAACCAUCGAGUUUUAGAAAAAACUCAAGAACGUAGCGUACGCAACUCUUUUUUAACAUUUUAGAUAUCUCCUGUGAAAAAAAUAUUUUUACUUUUAAUUUAUAAAAUGUAGAAUGAAUUUGAAUGUACAUGUAUGUAUAUAUGUCAAAAAUUUUAAAAAUAUAUUUAUUCCUGGCGCUCUUGAA